Messenger RNA from Mus caroli (Ryukyu mouse), 1506 nucleotides. Lineage: Eukaryota; Metazoa; Chordata; Mammalia; Rodentia; Muridae. The record is from RefSeq and is a predicted model, not a curated record.
GCGGCCUAGUAACGGCCGCGUGGUAACCCAGGCGCCUGGCUUGCGGUAGUUCCUACCUCUCCACGCUGGUUGUGUUCCUAGAUACUCGGCAAAAUGAAGAUUGAGGAGGUGAAGAGCACCACGAAGACGCAGCGCAUCGCCUCCCACAGCCACGUGAAGGGUCUGGGGCUGGACGAGAGCGGCCUGGCCAAGCAGGCGGCUUCGGGGCUCGUGGGCCAGGAGAACGCGAGAGAGGCAUGUGGCGUCAUUGUAGAAUUAAUCAAAAGCAAGAAAAUGGCUGGAAGAGCUGUCUUGUUGGCGGGGCCUCCUGGAACUGGGUUGCGGAUAAAGGAGACUAAGGAGGUUUAUGAAGGGGAGGUGACAGAGCUCACUCCCUGUGAGACAGAGAACCCCAUGGGUGGGUACGGCAAAACUAUCAGCCAUGUGAUCAUAGGGCUCAAGACUGCCAAAGGAACCAAACAGCUGAAGCUGGACCCCAGUAUUUUUGAAAGUUUGCAGAAAGAACGAGUAGAGGCUGGAGAUGUGAUUUACAUUGAAGCAAAUAGUGGAGCUGUGAAGNGGCAAGGCAGGUGUGACACCUAUGCCACAGAGUUUGACCUUGAAGCUGAAGAGUACGUCCCUUUGCCAAAGGGAGAUGUGCACAAGAAGAAGGAAAUCAUACAGGAUGUGACCUUGCAUGACCUGGAUGUGGCUAAUGCACGGCCUCAGGGUGGGCAAGAUAUUCUGUCUAUGAUGGGCCAGUUGAUGAAGCCAAAAAAGACAGAGAUCACAGAUAAACUGCGAGGGGAGAUCAACAAAGUGGUGAACAAAUACAUUGACCAGGGCGUGGCCGAGCUGGUCCCUGGAGUGCUCUUUGUCGAUGAGGUCCACAUGCUGGAUAUNGAGUGCUUUACCUACCUGCACCGAGCCCUGGAGUCCUCCAUCGCCCCCAUUGUCAUCUUUGCAUCCAACCGAGGCAACUGUGUCAUCAGGGGNACUGAGGACAUCACUUCUCCACACGGCAUCCCGUUGGACCUGCUGGACAGGGUGAUGAUCAUCAGGACCAUGCUGUAUACACCACAGGAGAUGAAGCAGAUCAUUAAGAUCCGAGCCCAGACGGAAGGCAUCAACAUCAGCGAGGAGGCACUGAACCACCUCGGGGAGAUUGGCACCAAGACCACUCUGAGGUAUUCGGUGCAGCUGCUGACCCCAGCCAACCUGCUGGCAAAGAUCAACGGCAAGGACAGCAUUGAGAAGGAGCACGUGGAAGAGAUCAGUGAGCUCUUCUAUGACGCCAAGUCCUCUGCCAAGAUUUUGGCUGACCAGCAGGACAAGUACAUGAAGUAAUGUUGGGAUGGAGGCGCACCCAGAGACGGACCCCACACCGUGCACAGGGGCUCGCCUCAAGCAUGCUUUGCAGUGUUACAGUUUCUUUGUAAAUUAUCAAACCUCCAUGGUUGUUUGGAAGGAUCCCUUCCCCCACCUAGCUUGUUUUCUAAUAAAACUGAAUAGGUUAUUUUGAUGAUA